Messenger RNA from Nannospalax galili (Upper Galilee mountains blind mole rat), 833 nucleotides. RefSeq names its product ribosomal protein L13 (gene Rpl13). Gene Ontology annotation, biological process: translation. Gene Ontology annotation, cellular component: cytosolic large ribosomal subunit; ribosome. The transcript is spliced from 6 exons. Gene Ontology annotation, molecular function: structural constituent of ribosome; RNA binding. Bases 142 to 777 code for a protein of 211 amino acids. Lineage: Eukaryota; Metazoa; Chordata; Mammalia; Rodentia; Spalacidae. The record is from RefSeq and is a predicted model, not a curated record.
UGACAUCACGUCCACCUCGCCUUGCUCUGAUUGGUCGCAGGACUUUCGGCGGCUUGGAUUGGCCGGGCCGUCUACGACCCCAAGGUGCUUUGCGGCGCCGAGUCCUUUCCUUUCGGCCGGUCUCCUGCGCAGGAGGCAACCAUGGCGCCCAGCCGGAAUGGCAUGAUCCUGAAGCCCCACUUCCACAAGGACUGGCAGCAGCGAGUGGACACUUGGUUCAACCAGCCGGCGCGGAAGAUCCGCAGACGCAAGGCCCGUUUGGCGAAAGCGCGCCGUAUCGCCCCUCGUCCCGCGUCCGGGCCCAUCCGGCCCAUAGUGAGGUGCCCCACGGUGAGAUACCACACCAAGGUCCGAGCUGGUCGGGGCUUCAGCCUGGAAGAGCUCAGGGUGGCCGGCAUCCAUAAGAAAGUGGCACGGACCAUCGGCAUCUCUGUGGACCCAAGAAGGCGGAACAAGUCCACGGAAUCCCUGCAGGCUAACGUGCAGCGGCUGAAGGAGUACCGCUCUAAGCUUAUCCUCUUCCCCAGGAAGCCUUCUGCCCCCAAGAAGGGAGACAGCUCUGCUGAAGAACUCAAAUUGGCCACUCAGCUCACAGGACCAGUGAUGCCCAUCCGGAAUGUCUAUAAAAAGGAGAAAGCCAGAGUGAUCACAGAAGAAGAAAAGAACUUCAAGGCUUUUGCCAGCCUCCGAAUGGCCCGUGCCAACGCCCGGCUCUUCGGCAUUCGAGCGAAAAGGGCCAAGGAAGCUGCGGAACAAGAUGUUGAAAAGAAAAAGUAAUGCUCUGUUGGGGCAUUGUAAUAAAUUUUCAGUAAAGCGAACUCUACUUCCAUGCA